UCUAAAAUUGAACACUGUUGUUCCUUUUUAAGAUCAAAUGUUUAAUCCAAUUCAUAAUCAGCGAUUGAAGCUCGUGUUCUGUGCUUUUAUUUCCAUGUUCGCGGUUGAAGAUGUAGUGGUAGUGCGCUCUUCUUCUGGUUAAAAGUUGAUUUUCUUAGUUAAUUGCAAGAUACUCUAGCGUUCUAAGGAGGAAUUCUUCCCGGGAAUGGAAAAUGGCACGGAAUAAACCUGGAAGUAGGCGGGAACGGAGGAUGGCACGGAAUAAAACUGGAAGUAGGCGGGAAGGAGGAUGGCACGGAAUAAAACUUGAAGUAGGCGGGAACGGAGGAUUGCAUGGAAUAAAACUGGAGGUAGGCGGGAAUGGAGGAUGGCACGGAAUAAAACUGGAGAGUGUAGAUAUGAAAAAACCCGUGGCAGGUGUGGAAUGCUGUCUCAAUCCCAAGUCUUUUGACGUAAGCUGGUGUUAGCGAAUGACAUCUUUAGCACUUUCCGCAUGUUGAAUGACACUUGUCAAGAACCAGUCAACUCGUUUGCCAUGUUUACUUUAUAGUUGGUGUUCAACUCGAAUGAGACUUUCAAUGGCUAGCCCCUGCGCACUCUGGUGUGGCUUUCUGGCAGCAUCGAUGAUCAUUUUCAACAACGUUAUACUUACAGUUGUUAAUGGGGCGUCUGACGAUUGUGAUUGGCUUGGAAGUGGACUAACUCAAGGCGAACGGGGAGUCCAGGCUGUGUAUCUACGAUGCGCGCAAGGUCGUAUUGAAUGGAAGUAUCCGCGAGGGGCGCUGAGAGUCGUUUUACGUCAUGGAACUUCCGGGAAAGAAUUUCGUGGUUGUUUGCGGGUUAGUAAAAAUUUCAAAGGCAUCCAAAUUUACGUGGAAGGACACAGAAGACUACAUUUAUUAUAUAGUAAAACUGAUAAAAAACACCCAGAACUCUUACGAUGUUUUAAUUCCUACCACGGCCAGGUGGCGCUGUAUGUGGAAGCGGUGAUGGUCUUUAAUACAAUUCAGAAAGGGUUAGCAAGGUUCUACUACGAUCUUCAACCUGUUUCAACAGAAGCCUUAUGGGAUGACUUGGAUGUCUGUCGUCCAUGUUCAGAAGAAGAAAUGCUCAGGUACUACUGCACCAGUGACUUUGUUUUACAAGGAAAAGUUAGUAACCUGAACCACAACAAAGCCCUCCAGCAGUCAGAAUUAACAGUUCAAAUAACAAGAAUAUAUCGAGAUAGCCACGAAUCUAGGCUUUUUAAUUCCGCCCAAGGCAAUAACAAGGAGACUGUUCUUCGUAGACCACUUAAGUGCGCUACUAAAACAGGAGUUGGUGAAUAUGUUUUUUUCUCUAGAUGGACUUUGGAGAAAAUGAUCGUUCAAUGUGCCCCUCGGUUAUCUGAUUGGAGAAAAGUAAGGAGAAAAGCGUUAAAGGAAAGAAGUAACCAGUGUCAGUUGGGUUGAAAGUUGUAUUUGUUGUGGUUUUUCUUCUUCUUUUGUUUUAUUACACAGGAUGCCAAAAGUAUUUGUCUGUGAUUAUGGAGAAGUUAAAAACGUCGCUUCGCCGUUUUGAUUGUUGAUUUGGGUCUUAUUUCUAUUGUGAGUGUAAAAUGGUGUAUAUAGUUUUUACUGAUCUCACGCGUAAGUUUAUAGAGGUUUUUAGUUGUGAAGUAGAUGCUUUGCAAAUUAAGGUAUUACUUAUUUUUUUUUAGAGAGAGAAAAAAAUGUACGUAAGGUAUUUUUAUUAGUGUACAUAUCUUCAAAAAUUUAUGUAGCAUUGGAUCUUUAAAAUUUUUUGUCAGUAGUCGAUAGGAAAAAAAAAGUUUUAUAUCGACGUGGUAUUUACUUUAGACAACUAGAAAAAUUUGUUUGAUUUACAACGUGACAGAUGUUAUCACUGAUUAGCCACUGUAUAUUUUUCGAUACUUUACGUCGUAAUUUUCAUGUUUAUUAUAUAAAUAAUUAGACAGCGUUGACAGAGCCCAGGAAAGGAAGAGGAAAGUAGGUAGGGCUAUUUUCACACCGAGAAAGAAAUAUAAUAUUUGAGGGUUCUAUACGUAGAUGAGCAAAUGAUUUAAUGUAUAGAAACUUGCCAAUUUAAAUACAAAAAAAAAUAAAAAAAUAUUUAAAAUUGUUUGAUCGAAAGUAUUAAUAUUAUCAUAUUUUAAACUUAAAAUAGUUUAUAGCAUUCUAACUUCACAAGAACAAAAUAUGUUGAAAAUAGCUUAGUUAAGCCUAAACCGGCGGAAGAUCAGAGGUAUAUGUACUUUUAAAUUGAAAAAGUGCUAGGCUUUAUAUUACUUUUAAGUUAUAAAAUGAUUGAUUAACACAAUGAAUUAUCAAGUACUUAUAAAACUAUAAUGUGAAAUUGGUGCUGUGAUUGUGUAAAACAAACUGUUCAAUUAAAAUUAAAUCAGUUUUGUUUUUUGUGAAAUUAUGCCACUUAAUGCUUAUCUCUACGAAUUAAGUAUUUUAUUUCAAAUUUCAGUGCAAUGUUUCGAAAUAUUUUAUUGUUUUUUUAACGAUUUCAAAAAUGUAGAGAUAUUUUAUUUAAAAGUUAGUUAUUUACGAAUUAUACUUUUGCAAGUAUGGUUUCUCUUUUUCUUUACUUUAAGCCAUUUUACGAACUUGAAGUCCAUGUUUGUGUAGAAUAAAAAACAUGUUGAAAUAUGAACCUUACGUCAUUGAACAAAAUGUUCAUCUAUUAAGAAAAUUGGAAUGUUAUUCAUGGACAUUUUAACAUGUCUAAACAAAAAUCACCUGAGUGACAACUACAUGACUAGGUCUUCUGCGCUCCAACUUCUCUGUAAACAUAUAGGUAAGUCAUAGUGAUUCACCCGAAUACCUAGAAUACUAAUUCUGUUGCAUUCCAUGCAAAGCGAAUUCUGUAUGAGGACUUAAUGUCACUUAUGCCGUAGUAACGAUGGUUGACGCUAUGAAUAUUUAUAAUAUUAUAUUGAUAUAAUGAUCAUGCGUAGAUUUGAAGAAAAGUAUCUUGUGUUACUUGUAGUUUCGUUUUUCUUUACUGGGCAGUUUGUUAAGGCCCACGUUGUACAUAUGUAUGUAUAUAUUCCAUGCAUAUAUAUGUUUUUACAAAAUAUUUUGUCUCUACUCAACAAGAAAACACAUCUUUGUUUGCAGUUUUAAGUGAUAAAUAACUUUGAUAUUUUAUUAAAUUACGUAUAUAUUGAUUAUAUAUUUGUUACAUUGAAAUUAAAUAAACCAUAAUAUGUAGAUACUAGCUUACGAAAACGAUUUUUUUCCACAAUGUCUUUGAAAUUUCAAAUGGCUACAUCAACAGGAACAUUGUUUGUACUGGGAAUAUACGUUAAUCUUCUCGUGACUUUCGUGGGGGAAAAAUAAUAUGCCAGGCUUAUAUGAACACCUCCCACAACAAAUUUAUCUGACACACAUGUCGGGCUUACAAAUUUACUUACGUAUAAAUGUUUAAGUUUGUAAAAUCCAUACCAUCUGCUCAUAUACCAAGAAAUGUACAUAUACGUAACCUUCAAAUUACCGACUUGUUGCGUAACACCGAGUAAGUUUAGUAAUGUUUUUGCUUAUUACAGCAUCAAGUAUAAAAUCCUGACCAGAAAAAUAAGUUGUUCAUUUUCUAUUAAAAAAACAACAACAUAAAAUAAGCGACUUUAUAAGAUGUGGUUUAUUGUAAUAUUGAUGGUAUUUUUUGUUCCUAUUUUUUAUGUGAUUCGUUGUUAGGGAACCUUGUAACAAAGUUACGAUCAACAAACUAUUCAGUGCAUACAUAGUUUAUAAAUAUGUUUUUAAAAAGCUGGUGAUGGGUCUAUGGACCCUAUUGGUAAUUCCAGUGUUAAAUGUUUGGGUUUGCCCUUCUACCAUAAACACUAAAAACUUCCACAAGUGAAAUGCACUUAUUUUCAUUAUGGUUACUGUGUUUUAGCCACAAAAAAACUUUCUGUCGUCCACGCACUGAUCCAUACUAAUAACCUAUAAUUAUAAGAGUUACGUGGGACAUCCCUUAGUUAUUACAAAUAAUGUACAGACUUAGUUUGACUUAUUUACCAAAGAACUAAGAUGCGAUCUAAAAACCUAUUUCAUAAAGAGAUGGUGGAUUGUGCGUAAAAAGAUUCAUUUGGUCAAUAGUCAUAUAUACAUGUAGUAGACUUGCAUGUAAACGUUGAAGUAGCAGAAUAUGAUGAUUUGUUUAAAUUCAGAAGUGCUUUGUUUCAAUCUACGCAUCUGUAUAGUGUUAUCUGUUUUUUUAACGUUUUCUAUUGAUACAGAAGUUGACAAUAAAAAGUUGGUUUAAGAAUUA
Molecule: messenger RNA, 4281 nt
Organism: Limulus polyphemus (Atlantic horseshoe crab)
Lineage: Eukaryota; Metazoa; Arthropoda; Merostomata; Xiphosura; Limulidae
Product: meteorin-like protein
Exons: 5
Coding region: 501-1451 (316 amino acids)
Molecular function (GO): hormone activity
Source: RefSeq, a predicted model, not a curated record